Bactrocera tryoni is the source of this 1257-nucleotide messenger RNA. Its product is annotated as pickpocket protein 28-like. Gene Ontology annotation, cellular component: membrane. Gene Ontology annotation, biological process: sodium ion transmembrane transport. The record is from RefSeq and is a predicted model, not a curated record. The transcript has 3 exons. The coding region runs from base 1 to 1257 and encodes 418 amino acids. Gene Ontology annotation, molecular function: ligand-gated sodium channel activity. NCBI's taxonomy places the organism in Eukaryota, Metazoa, Arthropoda, Insecta, Diptera, Tephritidae.
AUGUUGCUCAGAUGCUAUUUUGGCGGAGUAAAGUACAAUUGCGAAGACAUUUUUCAUGCCAUCAUAACUGACAGCGGCUUAUGCUGUGUCUUUAAUAUGGUACAUGCAAAGUUCUUACAGAAAAAACCGUUACCGUGCGCUAAUUGUGAGGACGUCAAACCGAAUGGCACUGUUUAUGUGGAUUGGACCCCCGAAAAAGGAUAUCCUGCAAACUUACCCGAAAGUUAUAUCCCAAUGCCUGCUGCUGGCACAGGCGAAUCUUUGGGAUUAUCGGUAACUUUGGAUGCUGAACCAGACUACUAUUAUUGCUCUUCUGAGAACAGUGUCGGCUUCAAAAUGUUACUACACAAUCCGCUUGAGUUGCCCGAUAUGCGUGAGAUCGGUUUAUUGCUGUCGCCCGGACGAGAAACGAAAGUGCGAAUUAAAGCGGUUAAAACCGAAUCGCAAAAGCAUUUGCGUUCCAUGAAUAAGAAAAAUCGCGCAUGUUUUUUUGAGGAUGAAUAUAAUUUAAAGAGUUACAAGGUGUAUACGCAACGGAAUUGUGAGGUAGAAUGCUUUAUGAAUAUGUUACUGGCCUAUUGUGGGUGCGUCACUCAUUAUGCGCCUCUGGUUUUUGCUAACCAAACCGUAUGCAGCAUUUAUGAGUUAUCGUGCGUCAAUCGUGUUCAGCAGCAAUCCAUGCUGGCUAAGAAUGGCAACGGUUGUCCGGAAAUCUGUUGGUCCAGUUGCUAUGAUCUCUCAUACCUGCCGGACUUCUUCCACACACCACUGGCACAUGCGCGAUUCCAAAGCUCAAACCAAUUUAGUAAGAAUAUGAGUAGUAAUUAUAUGGAAAAAAAUAUUGCCGUCGUAAAUAUUUAUUUCAAAGAGAGCUGGUACCGAAGCAACAAGCAAAAUGAAUAUAUUGGAAUAACGGAUUUUUUAUCAAGGGUUGGCGGUAUUAUUGGACUGUUCUUUGGCUUUAGUUUCAUAUCCUUGGCUGAAGUCAUAUACUACUUUGUUUUGAAACCCGCUCGAAUAAUUAUUGCGACAGCUUGGACAAAACGAAAAAUGCUUAGAAAUAAGAAGCGAUUGAACAAAUUGACAUUGUUGGAUGCAGAGGUCACGGAUAAGGCAGGUUUAAUUGAGCAAAGGAAACUGCCGAGUUACGAAUCUAAUAUAACUGAAAGUCGGAAAGAUAUUUUUCUAGUUUCACAGAAGAAAGUUUCACAAUAUUCCGGCAGUCAAUGGAGGCCUGGCAUGGAAUAUACUCCUUGA